CACAGCAGUCAGCAGUCACUCGCCCGACCUGCGUCUUGGCCAGUCGCUCGGAAUGUUGGCGUCGAGCGCGUUGCCCGUGCUGCUCGUGGCGGCGGCCGUGGCGCUGCACGUCGGCGCCGCCGAAGAGGACCCUUACGAGGACGAUGACUACGACGAGGAGGACUACCCUGUCGAGGAGGCCGCCACGAUCCGCAGCACCACCGAAGAGGACUGGCCGACCACCUUUGACCUGCCGACCACUCAAGACCCUACCGAGGUCAAUUUGUUGAAGGUCAACGCGACCGAGGGGCUGGAGGAUGCGGACGAGAGGGGGCUGCAUAGUUUGCUGGGAGGCGAAAACCACGAGGAGACCAAACGGGCCGGCUCGACGCAGGCCAAAGGGGCGGCCACCAUCACAAAGGCCAUGCAUUCGAAACCGGUCAAGGCAAAGGAACGUUCCAGAGGGCACAACCGCCAGACCAUCGAUUCAGACGAAGCGACCAACUCGAUUUGGGGCUACAACCCAACGACACCGAUCGACCCUGAUGAGGAGGACCAGCACUUUAAAAAGGUCAUCACUCCCUAUAAUCUCGUAACUCGUCGUCCUCAUUUCUCCGCGAAAGAGUCUGCGGAAAAAAUUGCACAUAAAGGAAAGCAGCAGGAACUUUCUGCCGACUUGAAAUUACAACUUCAGAAGCUCGACUUCUAUUUCAUGCAAUUGAUGGUGCUGGCGGAAGACUGCAGACGCCGCCUGCUCUGCGAGGUCGCCGACCAUCCUGCUGAUUUCCAACCUUUGUCCUUCGUCCUCAUGGAAGAAACAAGUUUCAAGGGAGAUUAUGAAAGCAUGCGAGUCGCUUUGAUGAGUUCAACAGAAGGGGCCCGUCUGCUCAGCUACUUAGAGGCCACAGCUAGCGGCCAAGACAGGUCUCGCGGCUGCAGCGGCUUCAUCUAUCGUUGUCCGACGAAAGCGCACGACAUGCUGGACAUGGAGGCGUUGGCCCUGUGGCGUGACAUGGUCCGCUGGAUGAGCGUGCAGGUCGUGGCCCUUCGCCCAGCAGCCACUUGACGACACGCCCCGCCGAGGCCGGCUGCCAGCGACCUGCGCACAGCCUCGGUGGUCAACAAUCUUCUUUCCAACCACAUCAGCCGCAUGUACAAAACGCAGCCAUAAAGGAAAAUCCCCAAAAAAUGUUCAUAAUUUCCAGAAAUUGAGUUGGUCUUAAUCUAAUUUUUUGUAGCUAAAAUUUUAUUAAGCCAUUUUAGCAUCAUGUUUUGAUUUUUUUUUUAAAUUUUUUUUAUCACAUUAUGAAUAAUGAGUUUUUUAACUAAAAUAUGCAAUUUGAACCCAUGGCAAAAAUCAUAUCACAUUUUAUUAAAUUUUCCAUGGGGUAAUAGCAAGAUGAAAAUUUUAAAGUUAUAAAUCACAAAAAAAUAAUUUUAGUUUACAUUUAGUUAUUGACUGAGAUUUUUUAAUUGUUAAAAAUUUAUUUAAACAUUUAUUUUGUAUGUUUGUAAAACGUUAUUUUUACUGAAUUCAACCAAUUUCUGAAUUUUUUUUUUCCUGACAGAACUUAAUUCUGCAAAAAUAUCUCUGAUGAAAAUGGUUCCAUAAAAAUUUAUUUUACUGCAAAUAAUUCUUACUGUGUGAUCUGAAAACAUAUCAAGUCCUAUACAUAUCCAAUUUCUAUUGGUGUUGCCAGCUUGUGAAAAUCGAUCGUAUAAUUUUCAUUCGUUUGAUCAGUAAAAUUAUAUGUAAAUAUUUACAUGUACACAGCUGUUGUGUAGACAAAGGAUCACAUUAUUAAAACUGCCUAUAGUGAGACAUUAACUGUGAUGCACCUGCAAAAUCGCCCAAUCCAUUCGUAGAAUGUUUAUUUACGUCUGUUGCUCAAUUUGCCAGGGAGUUUAUAACACGAGCCUGUAUACACGCUGUUUGUUUGUCUUUGCGCGUGAGGCGCCCGAGGUCAGCAAGCUAAUUAAAUCGAGCGUAACAAAAGCAACCCUUUGUGCUCAAAUUCCACUCACAAUCAAGAGCCCACAGGCAUUUUACGCUCGCUUCAAUUUGCGAAAGUUUUCCUGGUAAUUGUCCUUGAGUUGCCACUCGAGAUUCAAUAUCAGAGAGAAGUAUUUGAUAUCCGAGAGAAAACCUAUUCUUUGUACGCGACUAGUUUCUAAUGAUGCACUUGGAAGUAAUCUCUGCACAUCCUCUUUACUUUGACUCCUUUCUUCCAUUUGCAAACGAAAUGGUUGCAGUGAAAAAGCAAUAACUGUCAGUGUACGAACAGUAGGAAAUUAUAUAAAUUAUGUAUGAGAUUAAAGAGAUUUAUUAAUAUUUAAAACAGAGACACUUAUAUAAUCUAUAAUCAAGCACGACUAUUGUAAGCGAAAUUCAAUCAAUGUGAUGUUAACUUAUAAAUCUGUUUUGAUCUUAUAGAUUAAAUAUUUCAACAUUUAGGGAUAUAUUGCAAAUUAAAAAAAAUAUCAGAGAAAUGUUAUUGUCGUGCUAUACUAGGAGGAUAAAUAUAUGUACAAAGUUAA
This is a messenger RNA of Neocloeon triangulifer, 2517 nucleotides long. RefSeq lists its product as uncharacterized. The record is from RefSeq and is a predicted model, not a curated record. Bases 53 to 1045 code for a protein of 330 amino acids. The transcript has 5 exons. NCBI's taxonomy places the organism in Eukaryota, Metazoa, Arthropoda, Insecta, Ephemeroptera, Baetidae.